CUUUCGAGCCGAUUGGUACAACAUAUGUACCAUCAGUGCUUUCAAAAAGACUGGAACUUCUGUUUUGCAUUUUGAGUGGUUUAAAUGUGUACCAGUCCGUUCGGUAGUUCUUAGUGCGAAGGAAAACAUUCAUACGUAUGGGAUACAUAACCUAUAACCUCGUGUUUUGUUAUUAGUUUCGAGCCAGAACUGUGAUUGUUCAUAUAUUUUUGCCCCUGAUCAGCGAAUUCAGCACUUUUUGUGUGAAAAAAUAUUAGUUCCGAUAAGAAUACUACCAAUAAUCAAUAAGUGGUUAAGAUUUUGGUGAAAUGAGUCGGCGAAAACUGUCCCAAAAAGAAAUCGAAAGGUUGGCAGAGAGCUUAUCCGAAAUUGACUCAGGUUCUGAGCCAGAAAACUUCGAGAGUAGCAGCGAUGAAUAUGAACCAGGAAGCGACGAUGAUGAUUCUACUCAAGACGAAUCUCCGCAAGUGCCAGAGAAUGUCCCGAAUACAGCAACCAUUGAAGAGGAAAGAACCAAUGAAACAGAUUUUGAGGAGGAACACGAAAACCAGGUUUCUACUAACUUCAUUAUUUGGUCUGAUCCUGACGAAUCGUUUGAACCUCUAAGAAGUAUUUCCCAUAAGCGUCCUUGCACUAUUUCAUCAGACAUAACAGCAGACUUCACCCCAAUUCAAAUUUUUAUGAAACUUGUUCCUCGAUCUCUUUUUGCUCAGAUUGCGCAUUGUACAAAUGAGCGUAUGAAAAUAUAUGCAGAGGCCAUAUCUAAACGAACCCGAAUUGAAGAAACUAAUUUGGGAGAAAUUCAGGUAGUCAUAGGUUGUUCAUUUAUAAUGUCAUAUAAUAAAAGUAAAAGAACAGAAACUAAACCAGAAAAUAAAACAUCUAAUGAAACAAAGAAGAGACAUGGAAGACAAGACCACACAGGAAUAUAG
This is a messenger RNA of Coccinella septempunctata (seven-spotted ladybird), 932 nucleotides long. RefSeq lists its product as uncharacterized. The transcript is spliced from 2 exons. The record is from RefSeq and is a predicted model, not a curated record. The coding region runs from base 309 to 932 and encodes 207 amino acids. NCBI's taxonomy places the organism in Eukaryota, Metazoa, Arthropoda, Insecta, Coleoptera, Coccinellidae.